UUAGUUAAUUGCCCAUUUAAAGAAGCGGAAGUGGUCCGGGUGGUUGGUGAUGCGGGGUUAGCUUGCAGAUUUUGCUCUCUAAAUUAAUUGAGGACGAUGACGGAAAGUUUCAUCUUGCAUCUCUUGAUCCUGACUUUGACAGCAGAGUUUGAUGUAAAGGCCUCUCAACUGAGCUCUAACCCUCCGAUACCUUAUACAUCGGGUCGGUCGCAAACGAGGGAAACCUUACCAACCAAGCACCUCUCGAAUCAAGCAAAAGAUUCGCCCAGCAGACAGAUCACACGUGUCAAAACAGUAGCUGUGAUUUGCCACGAGAAUUACAUGGAGAUAGCGGUUAAGGUUGACCUCUUUGAUGUUGAUUUACCUGUGGAUGCUUCAGAGCUGCGGCUAGGUGCCGACAGUCAGUUCACUCCUUCGUGUAAAGUGACCGCGUUCUUCAAUAACGAGUACAUCAUAGCAGCUGAGCUCACUGACUGUGGCACUCAACACUGGAUUACAGAUGACUCUCUUAUAUACACCAACCUCCUUAUCUUCACUCCACAACCCUCUCCAGAUGGAGUGGUUCGCCUUGAGCAGGCAGUAGUUCCUAUUGAAUGUUAUUACAGCAGGAGAUUUGACAUUACCAGUAACUCCAUCAAACCAACAUGGGUUCCUUACGUUUCAACGCAAUCUGCACUGGAGGACUUGCAGUUUUCACUAAAGCUAAUGACAAGUGAUUGGCACUCUGAACGGACCUCUGCUGUGUACUUCUUGGGUGACAUCAUAAACAUGGAAGCCUCAGUUCGUCUGGGUCAUCACAUUAACCUCCGCAUAUAUUUUGAGAGCUGUGUUGCCACAGUGACUCCAGAUAUCAACUCUGUCCCCAGAUACACGUUUAUUGAAAAUCAUGGUUGUCUGAUGGAUGGACCGAUAACCGGGUCAAAGUCACGUUUCCUGCCCAGAAUCCAAAAUGACAAACUUCAACUCCAGCUGGAUGCCUUCAAGUUCCACCAAGAGAUGAGGCCAGAGAUGUACAUCACCUGUAAUCUUCAAGCUUACCCUGUAAUGGAUGCAGUUAACCCCUUUCAUAAAGCAUGCUCCUUUAUCGAUGGAAGCUGGAAGGCUGCAGAUGGAGAUGACUGGGCUUGUUAUAGCUGCCAAGGAACAAAAGAGUAUGCUCCAUCCUUCCAAUCCACACUGCAACAAUCUGGGCCACCUCCUGCUCCCAGAUCAGACCAGAACUCAUCUUCCCCAAAGCCCAACAAAUUCCAGCCCAGAAUUCAAGAGGGUUCUGGAAGUUAUUUAAAUUCCUUGCUAACAGAUAGUGAGCAUAUUCCCUCUUGGAGGAAAUUAAUUAUUCCACAGGAGGAGGAUGAGGGAAUUGGUUCAGUGGGGUGGGAACUAGAGAAAACAGUGGGUCCAUUGGCCAUCUUUCCAAAGAAAAGCAAAAUGGGAUUUCUGGCUCCUCCUAGAGUGAAGGAGGGUGUUCCUCCUCUCCCUUCUCUCAGUAAAGAUAAGAAACCGAUGCCUCAUAGUAGCCUAUGGAAGAAUGGUGUCACUGCUGAGAUGGACCAAGUGGGUGGUGUAACUCCUUCACCUUCAUGGGAACCCACUGAACAACCCAGUAUUACAGAAAGUGAACCAGAAUCCGAAAAGCUGGAAGAGGAUGGUGAAUAUGACAGUGAAGAUGAAGAUUAUGACGGUGAAGAUGAAGACCAUGACUAUGAAGAGAGCAGAGGAGAGACAAAAGAGUCUGAUCAAGGCAUGUGGAAGACUAGAAUUUUGCCAAAAGAAGGUUUUAAGGAACUCUUCAAAACUCGAUCCUCGAAUGAGGAAGACUCUGGACUGCAUACAUUGGGUAUAAGCCCUUCCCUACCAGAAGAGGAGCCAGCUGACAUAUCACCCUCCUAAGGAUUCUGAACUUCUAAACUGAAGGACAUGAAUGCUGACAAAGAUUAAAUGAACGGAGGUGGAGGAAAAUCUAGUUCACAAAGCACACAAGCAGGAAACAAGACAUGAGCGGUUUCACCCUUUAUUUCACCACUUGUUUUCAUUCAUUGUCUGCUUCUUUUUUAUGGAAUAAAAGAAAUGGAAACACUCAUGA
Molecule: messenger RNA, 2083 nt
Organism: Pimephales promelas (fathead minnow)
Lineage: Eukaryota; Metazoa; Chordata; Actinopteri; Cypriniformes; Leuciscidae
Product: zona pellucida sperm-binding protein 3
Biological process (GO): positive regulation of acrosome reaction; egg coat formation; binding of sperm to zona pellucida
Cellular component (GO): extracellular matrix
Molecular function (GO): acrosin binding
Source: RefSeq, a predicted model, not a curated record